Helicoverpa zea (corn earworm) is the source of this 2841-nucleotide messenger RNA. Its product is annotated as multiple inositol polyphosphate phosphatase 1-like. NCBI's taxonomy places the organism in Eukaryota, Metazoa, Arthropoda, Insecta, Lepidoptera, Noctuidae. The record is from RefSeq and is a predicted model, not a curated record. Gene Ontology annotation, molecular function: inositol phosphate phosphatase activity; acid phosphatase activity. The transcript is spliced from 10 exons. The coding region runs from base 135 to 1571 and encodes 478 amino acids.
UCGGUGCUCGUGCACGCGAAUGCCAAGCCCCGUCAGACCAGUCAGUGCCUCAUUGCGCCCGCGGGCCGCCGCGUUUCCCGCGUAACCGAACCACGGACAACAUAGUGUAUCCCGAAUACUCCCGCGCAAAGAAGAUGAUUUGGCUGUACCUUCUAUUGGCGCUGGCCGUGGCCAAGGGGCAGGAAACCUGUCUAUCCGUGGAAGACGAUCCCUACCUCCUAUUUGGCACGAAGACAGCAUACAUUUUUGCAAAUUUGGGCGUCCCUUCGACGAGAGCUCAUGAUGUGCCUGGUUGUCAGCCCAUAGCCUUCUGGCUGUUAAGUCGACAUGGUUCUAACAAUCCUGAAGCCAAUGACAUUGUGGAACUGCAGAAACUCGGAGACUUCAGAAACAACAUUGUUACCAACUACAAGAAUGGCAACUUUAGGAACACCAAUCAACGCAUCUGCACUUCAGACCUAAAUCUUCUGGAACAAUGGCAAUGGAACCCGCGGCUCAACGUGACAUUUGCCGGAGACUUGACAGCGGACGGGUACAUGACAACCCAGCAGCUGGCUCAAGCUUGGAGGCAGAGGUUCCCUGGACUCCUCACUUCCAGUCGACAUCAUUAUUUGUUCAAGUACGUGAAUGACCAGCUGUCGAGCAACACUUUCAAGGCGUUCACUGAGGGACUGUUCGGAGACCAGGCAGAGAGCUUCGAUAUACCUAAGGAGAACGAUGAAAAAAUUGUUCGGCCUUUCAAAUUCUGUCCAGCAUGGACGAAAGAUGUUGGGGACAAUAACGACACUUUAUCUCAACUGCACAUCUUCGAGUCCAAGAGAGAAUAUCAAGAGAUGAUCAGCAACAUCUCCCUGCGGCUGGGCUUCAACUACGACGUGCAGAAGGAGAUAAUCCUGCGCAUGUACCAACUGUGUCGCUACAACAAGGCCUGGGACGUCGUCAAGAUAUCGCCCUGGUGUUCUGCUUUCACCCGCGAGGAUCUAAAACGCCUAGAGUACGCUGAAGACUUGGAGACAUACUACAAGUACGGCUACGGAUCAGCUCUCAACAAGGAUGUCGGCUGCACACACGUUAAAGAUAUGAUGAACUUCUUCGAAAACUAUGUUGGGAAAGACGAAAUUCCCCAACAGCAGCCCCGUGCCAUGAUCCAGUUCACUGAAGCCGCCAUGCUUCUCAUGACCCUCACGGCUAUGGGAGCUCACCAGGACACCGCCCCUCUCACUGGAGAUAACUACCACUCGGCUAAUGUACAGUCUAGGAAGUGGACUGCCUCCAAAAUGGCUCCUUUCAAUGGAAAUCUUGCUGCUGUUUUGUACAAGUGCACUCAAAACGGUAAUUUCCAAGUAAACGAAGAAUACCAAGUUCUGUUCCUAGAGAACGAACAUCCCCUAUCUCUGCCAGGGUGUAGAGUCGGACUCUGCGAUUGGUCUCUCGUCAAAAACCGCUUCGGAGAACUCGUGAAGAAUUGUAAUCUGGACUUCUGUAACUCAGCUACCAAGAUAAGUAGUGUUAAUGUUAUUUUAUUUACGUUUGUAGCGUUUUUUGUUAGGUAUGCUGUGAUCAGGAUAUAGGCGACUUGUUAAGAUAGUCAGUUUAAUGCCAUGAGGUCUUAGUAAGCGGGACUGAUGAAGUUCGAUUCAUUUAAUUUUAGACCGUUAGCAUUGUAACUUUGCUCCCAUUCAAUGCCCAAGUUAUCAUUGGCGACAUAAAAGUCAGUUUCCUUAAAACCACUAUUUACUCUGAAUUUUCAAAGUAAAAAGUUUUACUUACGUAGACUGGGCCUUAAUGUUUAAUGCGUCUUUCGGUCUUCAAUAUAGUUACUAUGUUAAGUCCUGCUUAUCAUGAAUUCAUGGUAGAAAAGAACACUUAUGUUAUUAUGACUUAUAAGCUAAAGAAGUCAUGAUUAAUUUGAAACAAGGCAGAGCAAUAGUUUUAUGCUACGCAGGUCUUACUAGGCGUUCUCAUGCAUGCGUUUUCGACACAAGUCAUCAAAUUGUAGGUCAUUCUCUAUGCACGCGUAACUACGUGUCUUGGGAUCGCCUAGUCUGAACCCAGCAUUAGAGUAUUACAGGUGCAUUGAUAACAGAUGCAUUUACAACUUAGAAGUAAUGGUUGAUUAAUUAAUGCAAUAGUUUACACAAUGUUUUAAAUAGAUUUUCACGUUCAGUCAUAGUUUAGAUAUUUUUAAUAGUAUUUAUAUGGUUUACCUGCUAUUACCUAUUAGAGCUUAGAAAUAAGAAAUAAAUGUUGCUGUAAUUCGGAGAUUCAGAAUUAACUUUUGGUACAAAUUCUUAAACAUUAUUGCACCAUAAGUGUACAAAAUAAUAGUCGCUAUCAUUCUUAUACAAAUGUAUUUUGCUUUUGAACUAAUUAAUAAUGUUUAACUACUUUAAUUUAAAGAAAAUAAUAAUUUCUGUUUUGUAAAUAGAGUCGUCUUCAAUUGUGCUUUCAGAACUAAUUGAUUACUAAAUAAAAAGUAUUCUCUCUUGGAUACUUAAAAUAUUUUUUCAAUAUAGGCUGCGCUACACUAUGACGUCAAAUUAUGCCUCUUGUGUAGCCCACCCUUAAAUAGCUUCAAUCAUGAUUUCUUAAUAUUAUUUACCAAAAUUACCUUGAGUACCUUUAUCUUAUAAAUUUUAAUAACAUGUACCUAGACUAAAUGAUGUACUUAUUUUUCUAUAUACUAAAUAGUAACUGUUUUUAACAAAUGUUUUAAGCACAAUAUUUUUACACAAGUUGUUAAUAGAACGCUUAAAUGUUGAUGUUUGAUAUUAUUAUUGUUGUUGUAACUCGCACCAAAUAGAACUAUGUAAUAGUUGAAAUAAAAUGUUUUCAAAUCUA